AUGGAUAGCAAUAUGAACUACUCAUCUUUCUCGAAUAAAAAAUUCACAGAAUCAAAAAUAAUAAAAUUUAUUAGUACCCUAUGGUUCGUGGCAGUGAAACUACCGAUAGAGCUCCUGAAAGCGCUAUUUUUCAAGUCUAAGGCUGAUGUUGGAAUCGUGCCUAGGACGGCAAAUAACCAUCAGUACGAAACCAUGUCUUUGACGGAACUGAUGACGGAAUCUUAUUUGAUGGAGGACUUUUCGCCAUUUGAAACUUCUGAGAAGUAUGCGAGACUAUAUUAUUCGCCGGCAUUGGGUCUGGUGGUAUCACUGAUUGUAUUCGGUACAGUAAUGAGGUUGAACUUCUUUAGAAAGAGUUCCCAUUUCAUAGUGAAUGAUAGAGAGAAAUAUAAAUCGUUCGACAAUCCGAAGAGCGGACAUCAGCUUGAUCUGGAGAACAUUCCUAUUGAGUACGAUGAAGAGCUCAACAGCUGGUGUACGUUGGACUGCUCGAGGGUCGUCACGGAACUCAAGAACGAUGCAUGGGUCGUUAAUGAUAUCCCGCUGGCAGGACUACCCAAGCGAAGAGACAAUUAUGCCGCACUUGCCGCCAGAUCACUGAUUUUUCAUGAAGACAGAAGUAAAGUAAAUCUGGCAGGAGCUUAUAGUGCGUAG
This is a messenger RNA of Torulaspora globosa, 654 nucleotides long. RefSeq lists its product as uncharacterized. NCBI's taxonomy places the organism in Eukaryota, Fungi, Ascomycota, Saccharomycetes, Saccharomycetales, Saccharomycetaceae. The record is from RefSeq and is a predicted model, not a curated record. The transcript has a single exon. The coding region runs from base 1 to 654 and encodes 217 amino acids.